UGUUAAGAGAUUCUUCAUGUUUAUGUUUUCUUCACAAAUUCGCUUUUCACGCUUUUUACGUUUAGCAAAGUACAUUGAGUCCGUCACCCUGAAACUGUUGAAAUGAAAACCGUUUUUGUGACCGUAGGGACAACAAGUUUUGAUGACCUGAUAGACACCGUGAUUUCCGAUGAGUCCGUGAAGGCAUUAAUUCAGCGCGGGUUCACAGACGUGAAUCUUCAGGUUGGCAGAGGUUCAGUUGUUCCUGAUCCAGAAAGCUGUCCAGGACUGAAACUUCAAGUGUUUCGGUUUAAAGACUCAAUCGCAGAGGACAUGAGACACUCAGACCUGAUCAUCAGUCAUGCCGGAGCAGGAAGCUGUUUGGAAGCACUCGGGGCAAAUAAACCUCUCCUUGUGGUGGUCAAUGAUAAAUUAAUGGACAAUCAUCAGCUGGAGCUCGCAAGGCAACUGCAGGCCGAUUCACAUCUCAUCUACUGCACGUGCAGUACCCUGCCUCAGACUUUGAGGGAAAUGGAUCUUACAGCUUUGAGACCCUUUGCGCCUGGUGAACCGCAGAACUUUGCCAAGUUUUUAGAUAAAGCCGUCGGACUUGUUUGAACCCUGUCAGAUUUUGGACUGUGGGUGAACUUUUUUCUAAUGGGACUAUUUGUGCUGGAUCUUCAGGACUCUGAUGUUUGAGAACCAAAUAUAUACACUACAACAGGUGUAAGAAAAUUAUUCAGAAACAAUUAUGCUGUUCUAUUUGUUAUGCAAUGCUGUCUUGUUUUUGACACAUUAUUUGUGGUAAAG
Messenger RNA from Danio aesculapii, 789 nucleotides. RefSeq lists its product as uncharacterized. Gene Ontology annotation, biological process: dolichol-linked oligosaccharide biosynthetic process. The record is from RefSeq and is a predicted model, not a curated record. Lineage: Eukaryota; Metazoa; Chordata; Actinopteri; Cypriniformes; Danionidae. Gene Ontology annotation, molecular function: hexosyltransferase activity. The coding region runs from base 103 to 597 and encodes 164 amino acids. The transcript has 4 exons.